Messenger RNA from Vigna angularis (adzuki bean), 2835 nucleotides. Its product is annotated as probable serine/threonine-protein kinase At1g54610. Gene Ontology annotation, cellular component: nucleus; cyclin-dependent protein kinase holoenzyme complex. Gene Ontology annotation, biological process: positive regulation of transcription elongation by RNA polymerase II; protein phosphorylation. The record is from RefSeq and is a predicted model, not a curated record. The transcript has 7 exons. Bases 258 to 1913 code for a protein of 551 amino acids. Gene Ontology annotation, molecular function: ATP binding; cyclin-dependent protein serine/threonine kinase activity; RNA polymerase II CTD heptapeptide repeat kinase activity. NCBI's taxonomy places the organism in Eukaryota, Viridiplantae, Streptophyta, Magnoliopsida, Fabales, Fabaceae.
UGUUUUGUUUGAAUAGGUAGUUAUUAGUAGUAGAUAUUGUGUAUAGUAUAGUAAUAACAAUCAAACUGAAUGUAAAAAAGCGAAUUUGUGACAUCCUCAGACUCCUUACCUCAAAAAUCUUGUAUUCUUGAAAAAAAAAAACAAACCUUAGAAUUCUCACUCAUUCGCCGGCUAUCAACUCCCUCACUGCUUACGGCGCCUCCAUGCGUUUUCGCCACCCUGCCACCGCCACCAACAGCCACCGCCACCUCUGACAGAUGGGUUGCGUCCUUCGAAAGCCGGCGGGUUCUGUCGACAGUCGCCGGGAUAAAACUUCGACCUCCGUCGGCGGGAAUAAUGCCGUUAAGAUUCAGGAGAAGCAGGAGACUGUGCACGCCGGCGAACUUUCCGGCGUUAUUCUGGCGCCGGAGCGCCGGAGACGUCGACUUGACUCAUUCACGACGAGUCACCAAGGGUGGCCGCCGUGGCUGAUGGUCGUCGCCGGCGACGCACUUGGAGACUGGACUCCUCGCCGUGCCAACACGUUCGAGAAGCUUGCUAAGAUUGGGCAAGGGACUUAUAGCAAUGUGUACAAAGCAAGAGACCUUGUAACUGGGAAAAUAGUGGCUUUGAAGAAGGUUAGAUUUGACAAUUUGGAGGCAGAGAGUGUGAAGUUCAUGGCAAGAGAGAUUCUUGUUUUGAGGAGGCUUGAUCACCCCAAUGUUGUGAAGCUUGAAGGGUUGGUUACUUCAAGAAUAUCAUCCAGUCUUUACUUGGUAUUUGAGUACAUGGAACAUGAUCUUGCUGGUCUUGCAGCUGGUGUGGGUGUCAAAUUCUCUGAGCCACAGAUCAAAUGUUAUAUGAAGCAAUUGCUAUCUGGGCUUGAGCAUUGCCAUAGCAGAGGAGUUUUGCACCGUGAUAUCAAGGGUUCCAAUCUGCUCAUUGACAACGACGGAAUACUUAAAAUUGCAGAUUUUGGUUUGGCAACUUUCUAUGAUCCUAAGCAAAAACAUCCUAUGACCAGUAGAGUUGUGACCCUUUGGUACCGUCCCCCCGAGCUUCUUCUGGGGGCUACAUCCUAUGGCAUUGGUGUCGACCUUUGGAGUGCUGGCUGCAUUUUAGCAGAACUUCUUGCUGGAAAGCCAAUCAUGCCUGGCCGAACAGAGGUUGAGCAGCUGCACAAGAUAUUUAAGUUAUGUGGCUCUCCAUCUGAGGAAUAUUGGAAGAAAUAUAGAUUGCCAAAUGCUACACUCUUUAAGCCGCAGCAACCUUAUAAAAGAAACAUCUUAGAAACAUUCAAGGAUUUCCCUUCUUCGUUGCCUCUGAUUGAAACUCUUCUUGCAAUAGAUCCUAAUGAUCGUGGCACUGUCUCAUCUGCUCUAAAUAGUGAGUUCUUUACCACUGAGCCAUAUACUUGUGAACCAUCUAGUUUGCCAAAGUAUCCUCCUACCAAAGAAUUGGAUAUAAAACUGAGAGAUGAAGAAGCAAGAAGGCAAAAAACUCUAAGUGGAAAAACUAAUGCAGUUGAUGGUGCCAAAAGGGUUAGAGUACGCGAGCGUAGUUUGGCCAUUCCGGCCCCAGAAGCCAAUGCGGAAAUUCAAACGAACUUAGAUAGGUGGAGAGUUGUGACCCAUGCAAAUGCAAAAAGUAAGAGUGAGAAAUUCCCACCUCCUCAUCAGGAUGGAGCUGUUGGAUAUCCACUUGAUGCAUCAAACAAAGGAGCUGUUUCAUUUGGAGCCACCGAAACAUCCACAGCCUCUACCAUAUUUCAUUCAAAAUCUUCUGGAUCUGUUAAAAGUCACGAUCCUGCCAAAGACAAAGUGGGGAGAAGUAAUACUGCAGACACCCAGAUGACUUCACCUUGGAAAUUUUUGCGUUCAUUCAAGCUAUCAACAAUUGGUCAUUCAUUUGAUUCAUUAUUUAGAAGCAAUUAAUCUAUUUCUUUGGAUUUUGACAUCCUAGAAUGAAGAAAGAAAUGAUUUUUUGCCCCUGUAUAUUGUGAUUUUUACUUAUUUUUUGUUUCCCAUGUCCACACCCCUUUGUUAUGUAUUUCAAUUGACAAGUCUUUGUUGUAUGAUGUAUAACACCAGAUCUUCAUUAGAUUUGUAUAUUCGUGUUGUUCUUUCCCACACUACAUUGGAUAUGGAACAAGGAGAGAAAAAAAAAAGUAUGAAAAAGUAAUAUAUGUGAUGAUAGAAGGAAAUGUAUGAUGGGUGUAAAAUAUCUGAUUCGUUGAAUGUUUAAAGGAUUAGCCCGCCAUUGUCCAGGUUGUGGUAACAGUUUAUAUUCAACAUUUAUUUUUGUAAUUCUAUAUAAACUGAUAAAUUUAAAAUAGAAUGAAUCUGGAGUUCAUUUGAUGUCUAAUGAAUCUCAAGAUUAAUGGCCUGCAUCAUUUAUAGGUUAUUAAAAAUUUAUUUCAAACCAUUAAAUAUAAUUGAAAUGUGUUUAAACUAAUGAGUUAUAUUUAUAUAUUAAGAAUGUCAGAUUUUUAAUUGAAUCAGAAGUUUGAGUAUACAGAUAAGACAAAUAAAAACCAAUAUCAAUGAAAGUAGAGACUAGACAAAGUACAGUUAAAGUUGAAACGAUAAUGAAAGGAGAUAUCGAUUUGCAAGAAUGAUUUCUCAAUUAUGAUUUUGAACGACAGUAUCUACAAUGGGAUUUAACACUAGUAGAAAAACCACUUUCUCAGAACGUGAUCAACUAAAGUUACAACAGGAUUUAGUAUGUAGUGGUUCAAACAUUAAUAUUACCAAAGAAGGAUGCAAAUGAAAACCAGGGCAAAGUGCGGCAACCCCGUGAAAUUUAUAGGAUAAGGUAAUACGAGGAUAAAGGUUCCAGCGUGCAACAUGUUAGAGC